Molecule: messenger RNA, 1127 nt
Organism: Setaria italica (foxtail millet)
Lineage: Eukaryota; Viridiplantae; Streptophyta; Magnoliopsida; Poales; Poaceae
Product: NDR1/HIN1-like protein 1
Exons: 1
Coding region: 199-828 (209 amino acids)
Biological process (GO): defense response to other organism
Source: RefSeq, a predicted model, not a curated record
UUUCAACAUGAACAUAAUAAACAAAGAGUGACCAAAAUAUAAUACAAACCAUUCCCAAACAGACGCACACACCCAGCUCACACCUCACAGCCUCCCUCAAGCCUCCUCCACCAACACACACAUCACCAGGCAAGAAGCCCAAACAGCCAGCCAGCCAGCGAGCGCCGCCACCACCACCAGCAGCCGCAGGUGUCAGCCAUGAGCAAGGACUGCGGCAACCACGGCGACGACGAGUUCAAGCAGACGUGCCGCCGCCUUCUCAUCAUCCUGCUGGGCUUCGCCCUCCUCGCCGGCGUCAUCGCGCUCAUCGUCUUCCUCGUCCUCCACCCGACCCACCCGCGCUUCAUCCUCCAGGACGCCACGCUCCGGCAGCUGGACCUCUCCAACGGCUCGGCGCCGCUGCUCUCGACGGCGGCGCAGGUGACCAUCGCCUCCCGCAACCCCAACGCCCGCGUCGGGGUCCACUACGACCGCCUCGACGUCUACGCCUCCUACAAGUACCAGCAGGUCACGCUGGCGUCCAGGCUCCCGACAGUGUACCAGGGCCACGGCGACGUCGACGUGUGGUCGCCCGUGCUGGCCGGGCCCAACGUUCCGUUCGCGCCGUUCCUCGCCGACGCCAUGAGGAAGGACGUCGCCAACGGGUACCUCAUCAUGGAGGUCAGGAUCGACGGACGCGUCAGGUGGAAGGUCGGGAGCUGGACGUCCGGGCACUACCACAUCUUCGUCACCUGCCCGGCUUACUUCAUCAGCAGCGGCACAUACAGCGUCGUCGGGGCGCACGGGCUCAGGUUCCAGACGCCCACCUACUGCCGCGUCGAGGUCUAACCUGACUUGCUCAGUUGCUCUGUUCUGGACUCUGCUUACUCUGCUCCGGCGAGGUAGGUUGGCUUGGCUUGUUAGUCUACCGGAAACAAGGAAGAAAGAGGGGUGGUGAAUUGUAAUAAAGGGUGGUGUGGAGAGGUAUAGAGGUAAAAAAAAGUUGAGGUAAUUUAGAGAGUGGGUUAACUAGUCUUGGUUCAUAUAUACUAUGUGUUUUUGGGUUGAAUCUUUGUUCAGUUCCUCGUUUAAUUGUUCAUAAAUCUGCGAGUCAAGGUUAAAAAAAAUGCUGCUGCUAUUUUGCACUU